This is a messenger RNA of Cetraspora pellucida, 426 nucleotides long. The record is from the annotation of a GenBank genome assembly. NCBI's taxonomy places the organism in Eukaryota, Fungi, Glomeromycota, Glomeromycetes, Diversisporales, Gigasporaceae.
AUGAAACUUGUGGAAAUUAUUUCGGGAUUAACUACCUCUGAUGAAACUUUAAAUAUUACGAAACAACUAGCAGAAUCUAUGGGCAAAACUUGUACUCAAUCUUUAGAUGUUCCAGGAUUUAUUGCAAAUAGAUUGUUGAUGCCUUAUAUCAAUGAAGCUAUAAUUGUGCUUGAACAGGGCAUAGCAACACGAGAAGAUAUUGAUACCACUAUGAAACUUGGUACUAAUACACCUAUGGGACCUUUGACAUUGGCCGAUUUUAUUGGCCUUGAUACGUGUUUGGCUAUUAUGAAAGUAUUACACAAUGAGAUUGGCGAGAAAUAUAGACCCGCCAUAUUAUUGCAAAAAUAUGUAGAUGCAGGGUGUUUAGUUAACACGCCAGUUAACACGCCAGCUAACACGCCAGUUAACACGCCAACAAAUUAA